AUGGCUUCCGAUAGUAUGACUGAAACAGACUGCAUUGCCAAGAUCAAUGCAAUAUUUGAGCAAGCAAUCAUUGCCGGUGUAACUGGUAUCUCUGCCGCAAUAGGAUCAGCACGCGGGCUGUGGACUUUCACAGCUGGUAUGGCGGAUUUGCACAACCAACAACCAAUCGAGCUGUCGCACAUCUUUGGAAUUGGCAGUAUUACAAAAUUAUUUACUGCUGUUGUUAUUUUUCAGCUUAUAGAAGAAGGCAAACUCCAGCUAUCAGAUACUGUCGGUCAGCUUCUAGAUCCUGAAAUAUACAAGAAUAUCGACAACGCCGCUGAAGCAACUAUCACACUCCUUCUUACCCACCGAACUGGCAUUGAUAACUGGGAAGAUGACCCUAAAUGCAUCAAGGCUAGUCGUGGCAGCGAACUAGAACCUGCUCACAACUGGAGCAAAAGCGAACCUCUAGAUUAUCUUCGGCGUCCGAGGCUGACAGCUCCAGAACGGGGCAACUACUACUAUUCUAAUGCCAACUACGAGCUUCUGGGUUUCAUAAUCGAGAAGAUCACACAAAACACCGCAGAGGCGGAGAUUCGAAGGAGAAUUCUAGAGCCACUUGCCAUGGAGCAUACUUUUUUGGAGGGUUACGAAUCCAAGAACAAGGGCGACAUACCACGACGAUACCAGUUUGCUACAGAAUCGUAUCGCGACACAGCAGGCAUGAACCCUGCCUUGCCAGAGGUUGAUGACGGCAGGCUUAUAGACUGCACUGCUUCCAACUUAUCAGUUGAAUGGGUAGCUGGUGGCAUGCUUUCGUCACCCUCUGAUCUCGUUCAAUUCGCGACCGCUCUUCGCGAUGGGAGACUUCUCAAUAGCGAGUCCUUGGCAACAAUGAAGAUGUGGCGGCCAACUACAAAUGCGGCCUCCGAAAUGGGCCAUUGCCUCUUCAAAAUGAAAGAUUCUGAGGAAAACGCCUGGCUGGGCCACUUUGGCGGUGUCUUGGGCUUUACGGGAGCUCUAUGGUGGAAGGAUGAUGGCGAUUGCGUGUUAUCGGUGCUAUCCAAUGUUGGGACAAUGCAUGCUGGCAAGGUGCCGACCAGUGGAGCUCACAUACUCCUGGAGACUAAGCUGCGAGAGAUUGCGAUUCAGCUGGCAUCAGUAGGACAGACUUCGUCGUUAUAA
Molecule: messenger RNA, 1167 nt
Organism: Trichoderma gamsii
Lineage: Eukaryota; Fungi; Ascomycota; Sordariomycetes; Hypocreales; Hypocreaceae
Exons: 1
Coding region: 1-1167 (388 amino acids)
Source: RefSeq, a predicted model, not a curated record